AUGUCUUUAUUCCUUUCCAAAGCACCGUACCAUGUCAUCAUUUAUUCCUUGAUCUUCGGGGCCAGCACUUUCCAGUCGUUUCUCGCGGCCCCUGUCGCUCUUAGCGUCUUGGAGCGCCGCCAGUUCGGUGUUUUGCAGAACAAAAUCUUCCCGGGGUACUUUAUCGCCCAAUCCGUUGCCCCGGUUUUGUUGUUCCUCACGGCGCCCUACCAGUUAGGUGCCGUUGCGCUCUCCACCUUGAGCGUGUGCAGCGUCAGUGGCUUGGCCAACUACUUCUACUUCUUGCCGUGGACCGAAGGCGUCAGAUACAAGAGAUACGCCUUGGAAGAUGCUAAUAAACACAAGAAGGAUAAUGGCGAAUUCACUGAUACGAUGAAGGCGUUGAACUCAGAGUUUAGCAAAUCCCACGGUUUGAGCUUGGUGUUCAACAUGUCUAGUAUCUUGAGUUUAUUAGGCUAUGGGUUUGCCAUGACCCGUGGCUUGGUCAGAUACGUUCCAAAAUAG
Molecule: messenger RNA, 504 nt
Organism: Babjeviella inositovora NRRL Y-12698
Lineage: Eukaryota; Fungi; Ascomycota; Pichiomycetes; Serinales
Exons: 2
Coding region: 1-504 (167 amino acids)
Source: RefSeq, a predicted model, not a curated record